AAAACAAUAACAUUAUAUUCAACUUCCUUCAAUCAACAAAGCUACCUUAGCUACAAGAUGAAGAGCGAAGGAUCACAAUAACAGCAGCACAGGAGGAGGGCCUGUGGACUGGUUGCAUUGCAGGUCUCCAGCUGUCGACCACUGGGUUAAACCACAGGCAUGAUGAACUGGCGCUACACCGAAUAAGAGGAGUCCUUUCGACAAAUCUAACAGGAGAUCGUGGCAAACUGGCAAUGCCAUGCCGGGAACAGCUGCACUGGAAGCUACUCUCCACCGAAAGUCCUCACUCGUGGACGCCAAAUCUGCUACCCAGGUCCAGGAGCUUGUCUCUAGCUCCAUCGGCGCCACCUGGCCGGACAACCGAAGUGUUACACGUAUUAAUGAGCUCGCCGACCACUUCACUUCACCCCUGCGUUCUCAAAGGAAACGAAGAGCCCACGGUGUAAAAGAAGAGUGAUGCGAUGCAACCUGACGCAGUGUAAAAAGGGCUAAAAUAAAUAAAAAAAUUCCCCUGCACCUAAGGCUACGACCUAACACAUGCUACGUACGAAUGCCGGGUGAAAGAGACGCUGAACGCUGACAUUAGUAGGGAGGAGGACGAGCGUGACGCAGCAGUCAGCGGGGAGCCAUCGCGCGCGGAGUUACAUGUGCGCCAUGGAGCCGGUUCUUCUUCUCCUCUGCCUCUCUCUUCUUGCCAACGGGGCGGAGGCGAAGGUGCUGGGAAGAGAGGCGAGGUUCGGGGGGACAGUGCUCCCGCUGCGGGUGCAGGAGGUGCCGAAGGCGCCUACGCAAGCGCCGGCGAACAGGAUACGGUUCCGCCACGAUGUGAGCCUGACCGUGACGGUGGCCGUGGGCACGCCGCCGCAGAACGUGACGAUGGUCCUCGACACCGGCAGCGAGCUCUCCUGGUUGCUCUGCAACGGGAGCUGUGUGCCGUCCCCGCCUCCGCCGGCCGCGGCGGUGUUCAACUCGUCGGCGUCGUCGACGUACGGCGCCGUCCUGUGCUCGUCGCCGGAAUGCCAGUGGCGCGGGCGGGACCUCCCCGCCCCUCCGUACUGCGACGUGCCGCCGGCGCCAUCGAACGCCUGCCGCGUGUCGCUCUCCUACGCGGACGCCUCCUCGGCCGACGGGCUCCUUGCUACCGACACCUUCCUCCUCGGCGGAGCACCGCCUGUGCACGUCCUCUUCGGCUGCAUCACCUCUUACUCGUCCACCUCCGACAACGGCAACAACGCUACCAACUCCUCGGAGGCGGCGACGGGCCUCCUCGGCAUGAACCGGGGCAGCCUGUCUUUCGUGACUCAGACGGACACCCGCCGCUUCGCCUACUGCAUCGCCCCCGGGGACGGACCCGGCCUCCUCGUCCUCGGCGGCGACGGCGCUGCGGCGCCGCCGCUGAACUACACGCCGCUGGUCGAGAUCUCGCAGCCGCUCCCGUACUUCGACCGAGUGGCCUACUCCGUGCAGCUGGAUGGCAUCCGCGUCGGCCGCGCCCUGCUUCCCAUCCCCAAGUCUGUGCUCACACCGGACCACACGGGCGCCGGGCAGACAAUGGUCGACUCCGGCACGCAGUUCACCUUCCUCCUCGCCGACGCCUACGUGGCGCUCAAGGGUGAGUUCCUGAACCAGACGCGCGCGCUCCUCGCCCCUCUCGGCGAGCCGGACUUCGUGUUCCAGGGCGCGUUCGACGCGUGCUUCCGCGCGCCAGAGGCCCGGAUGGACGCGGCGAGCCGGCUGCUCCCGGAGGUGGGCCUCGUCCUCCGCGGCGCGGAGGUGGCGGUGGCCGGGGAGAAGCUCCUGUACAGGGUGCCCGGCGAGCGGCGCGGGGAGGCGGGCGCGGAGGCGGUGUGGUGCCUGACGUUCGGGAACUCGGACAUGGCGGGGAUGUCCGCGUAUGUGAUCGGGCACCACCACCAGCAGAACGUGUGGGUGGAGUACGACCUCCAGAACGGCCGCGUCGGCUUCGCGCCUGCCCGCUGCGACCGCGCCACCCAGCUCCUGGGCGCCGUAGCCUAAGCUUCGACGCGUGCAUUCACUGCACCUGUCGUCUUUAGCUUUCGACAUGGAUAACAGCAGCACAGCAGCAGGGCGCGAAAUCGUUGGCAGAGGUCAGGUAUUAAAGAUGGUCUCUCCGAUCACCUGCUGCUGUGGUAACUGGGGUGAUGGUCGUUAUAUUGUGCGAUCAAGUAUACAUGUUUAAUGACAAAGUGAUAUAAGUUUUGGAUUCAUUGUGCCUUUCUUAGAGAAGUUUGUCACUUUUCAGAGCCUCCCUUUUUCUUCCUGCCGCUACACAGAGAUUGGUUCCGCGGCGGCACCCGCCACCCCUUCCUCCUUUCCCUGUCCCCCUCCUUUUUUUCUCUCUUUUUCCUCUGAUCUGGUGCUCUUGUGCCGUGCAUUUUCAUGUUGUGGUUGUGGCUGGCCGGCAUCGCCGUGCUCCUCUCCACUACUCGUAGAUUCGCUGCUCCCUCCUCUCUAUGCCCAUGUUUUAGAUCCGGAUCUGGCGUUGGCUGCAGGAGAUGGGGUGGAACGCAUCCCGCGCGCGAGGACGAGGGGUUUAAUCUCCCGUGGCCUCUCCGGUCGGCGGUCAACCGGGGGCUAUCGGAAUACGGUGGCGGGUCAACGUCUCAACUCCUGGUUGGUCAGACUUCGCCAUUAUGCAAGAACAGUACACAUCGUGCUUUCGUUCAUCGGCAGCGGUGGCGGCGACCAAGGGCUUAUAGUUUUAAGGCAUGUUUAGUUUUUAUGCUAACUUUGUUAUUAUUUGAUAUAA
This is a messenger RNA of Phragmites australis (common reed), 2770 nucleotides long. Its product is annotated as aspartic proteinase PCS1-like. The record is from RefSeq and is a predicted model, not a curated record. Gene Ontology annotation, biological process: proteolysis. The coding region runs from base 646 to 2016 and encodes 456 amino acids. Gene Ontology annotation, molecular function: aspartic-type endopeptidase activity. Lineage: Eukaryota; Viridiplantae; Streptophyta; Magnoliopsida; Poales; Poaceae. The transcript has a single exon.